Dictyostelium purpureum is the source of this 1248-nucleotide messenger RNA. RefSeq lists its product as uncharacterized. The record is from RefSeq and is a predicted model, not a curated record. NCBI's taxonomy places the organism in Eukaryota, Evosea, Eumycetozoa, Dictyosteliales, Dictyosteliaceae. The annotation marks the transcript as partial. The transcript has a single exon.
AUUGGUUUAUACAAUUCGAUAAAGGAAGAAGAUGCAUUAGAAGCCCACGAACAAAUUAAAGAUCUUACAUUUAAUGACAAACAAAUUAAAGCUAGAAUUAAGACCGAAUCACUUAUGAAAACUCCAACUAGACCAAAUGGUGCUCCACAACAACCAUUCACCCCAUAUCAAUCACAACACCAAGCUGGUUCAUCACACACUAGAUAUUAUAAUCAAACAGGUUCAGCUAAACCAUGGAGAAAUAAUUAUAACAAUAGCAAUGGUUAUUACAAUAAUAAUACAUCAGCCGAUCAAACUAACGCCACCACAACAACUGAACAAUCACACCAACCACGUAAAUACAAUAAUCGUAGAGAAAAUUCAACUAGACCACAAAGACAAAACAGAGACCAUUAUAAUAACACAUAUAACAAUAGUCAAGCUUCAACCUCUAAUACCGCCGCUACCACUCCAGCUACUACAGAAAAAACUACAGAAAUCACCACAACUACCACCACAACCACCACAACUACCACCACAGAAAAAACAACAGAAAAGCGUCAUAUUGGUUCAAGAAAACCAAAACAACACACCAGCAAUGGUAAUAAUAUAAAUAGUGGUUCAACUCAAGUAGUUCCAACCGAAAGAAAAGGUAGCAAUAUCCAUAAAGCAAAGAAAUCAAAGAAAAUAAUAAAUCAUUCAAAUACCGAAACUGAUUCAAAAGAAAAACCACAACAAAAACCAACCCAACCACAAACUCCACCAGGACCACAACAUUUCCCACCAUUAAAUGGUAAAGAAGGAACUAGUGUAGAAACAGUUGUUUCUGAAUCAACUAAAAAGGAAUGGGGUCCAGCCGAUAAAAAAAGUGUAGUUCCAGUUGACACUGCUGCCGCUGCUGCUGCCACCACUACCACCACUACUGCUGCCACAUCAUCACCAUCAACCGCUGCUGCUGUUUCUACUACUCCAGCUCCAGCCAAAUCAUCAUCAAGCAAAAAAUCCUCACCAUCAUCCCAACCAAAGAAAUCACCAUCAAAAGUUGAAGAUAAAAAGAGAACCUCUGAAAAGAAAACUUCUGAUAAAAAAGUUGAACCAGCUGUUGCUACCCCAUCAACUUCAUCACCAUCAGCUUCAUCACCAUCAUCUGAUGAAAAAAAGCAACCAACCUAUGCUGAUAUGAUCGCCAUGGCUGCUACCAACACUUUACCAGCCGCCACUGCUACUCCAGCCGAACAAUCCACCACUACUACCCCAGAACAACAAUAA